CUUCUGUCGUAUCUUAUCGGCACCACCACCAACCAAGCUUCUUUGCAGUCAGAGAUAUCUCUUUCGAGCAGCGUCGAAAACGUUCUGAAGAGAAUCUACCGGAAACACAAUCAUCCUACCGUAAUAAAGGCGGAGACAAGACGGAGACUUUCUUCGAUUCCCCAAAAAGUGGCUUUGGAAACACUCAGUAAAGUUUUCAAUGCGAGACGUCUUAAAAGAACCCUUGAUGGGUUCAUCAUCUAUCUUCUUGACCAUUCCGUUUCUGCUUAUGGCUCUCCACCCCCGUCCACUCCUGCUCCGGUACUGUCUCCUACAACUCCUGGGACAAAAAGUUGCAGCCUUUUUCAAGCAAAGAUGUCUCUUCUUGAUUCUCAAGUUCCUUCUCCUCACUCUUGGAAACUACAAGGCAAUGAUUGGAUUCAACCUGAGCUCUUGGCUUUGGGUGAACUUGAGUUUAGAAAGGCCUUUAUGUUGCUUAGCUAUAUUCCAGGGCAAUCUCUGAGCCAAGUUAUAACUGCUGAUGAGAUCAGACAAUGGAAGAAUUUGCCUAUGGUUGAAUACGAAGUUGCAGUUUGGAACCGCUUAGGCUGGCGUUAUUGUUCCUCUAAAGACGGAAGAGUUCCGCUUGAAUGGGACAGCGGGAAUACACACUAUUAUCAGUGUCUUGUUUCUCCCGACGGUAGCUACAGACUCAAGGGCCCUCUUGUGGAGAGCACUGGAACACACCUUCACAAGGUUUUGGGUGAUGAUAAUGUUUUAACUGUCAAAUUCGCCGACGUUCCAGGCCAUGAAUUGUACUAUUCUACAUAUAGAGAACUUGCGAAGAUUGGUAUCAUGAUUGGUUUACGCCGUUAUCAGUUUUUUGUUUUCAAAGAUGGAGGAAAAGAAGAGAAGAAGAAAGAUUUUGCUACCAAGGGAGUGAAAUGUUACUUUAUACGCACAAAUUCUACAGCUUCGUAUGAUAUGAGAAACCCCUAUUAUAUCUUCUCUGGAAAGUCAAUUCAUGAAGCACGUAUGCAUUUUAUGCACGCUUUGCCCAAAUAUAUGGCAAGGUUUUCCUUAAUUCUCUCAAAGACUAAGAAGCUUCAAGUUGACAUGAAUGGGAUUACAUUCCAGCAAAUCCAUGAUAUACACUGCCAUGAUCAAAAUGGGAAUGAUGUUCUUGAUAAGAAUGGAAAACCUUGUAUCCAUUCAGAUGGAACUGGCUACAUCUCUGAGGACCUCGCUCGGAUGUGUCCAACAGAUCUUUUUAAAGGAAAACGCAUCAGAAAUUAUGAUAAGCAGGCAACCAGUGUUGAAGAUCCGCCUCUGCUAAUCCAGUUUCGGAUGUUUCACUCUGGAUAUGCUGUUAAAGGGACUUUUCUCUUAAACAAAAAACUUCCUCCUCGGACAGUCCAGGUUCGUCCUUCUAUGGUCAAGGUGUCCAAAGAUCAAGCCUUGUCUGAUUUUAGCACCUUUAACUCCCUGGAGGUUGUCACUACAAGUAACCCACCAAGAAGAACUAAGCUAUCGAGGAACUUGGUCGCGCUUCUGAGCUAUGGUGGAGUUCCUGAUGACUUCUUUUUGGAUAUAGUGCGCAACACGUUGGAAGAGUCGAGAACAAUAUUCGAAAACAAACGUGCUGCUGUGAAUGCUGCUCGUAAUUAUGGGGAUAUGGACGACUAUAAAGCUUAUGAAAUGAUCAUGUCGCGUAUCCCACUUGACGAACCACACUUGAAGGAUCAUCUGUCUAUUCUUCUAAAGACAGAAAAGAAUGAUCUGAAAGCAGGAAAGCUUCUUGUUACCGAGUCAUACUAUCUCAUGGGCACGGUUGAUCCCACCGGAAAGCUCAAGCAAAACGAAGUCUGCGUCAUCCUGGAGACUGGGCAAAUAUCAGGGAAAGUGCUAGUUUACAGGAACCCUGGGCUACAUUUUGGAGACAUACAUGUACUUAAGGCUACAUAUGUUCAAGCCUUGGAAGAGUAUGUAGGAAACUCCAAGUAUGGUGUGUUCUUCCCUCAGAAAGGUCCAAGAUCUUUGGGUGAUGAGAUUGCAGGUGGUGACUUUGAUGGUGAUAUGUAUUUCAUAUCCAGAAAUCCCAAGCUACUGGAACACUUCAAGCCCUGUGUAGUACCAUGGGUUAGCUCUUCUCCUCCUAGUAGAAUUUAUACUGGUCCAGCGCCAAGUGAACUUACACCAGAAAUGCUGGAAGAAAAGCUUUUCAGUAUGUUUUUGGAGGCAAGAUUUAAUUCCAGCAACGUUGUAGGGGCAGCUGCUGAUAGCUGGCUAAGCAUAAUGGACCGUUUCCUCACGUUAGGAGAUGAGAGAGCUAAGGAAAAAGCUGGGAGGAAGAAACAAAUUCUGAAGGCUAUUGAUGUAUACUAUGAUGCUCUUGAUGCACCAAAAAACGGUGCCAGGGUCGAACUCCCAUUAGACUUAAGACUCGUGGAUUUUCCACAUUACAUGGAGAAUAAGCAUAAGAAAAGUUUCAACUCCACUUCUAUUCUUGGAUUGAUCUAUGACACCGUAGUAUCUCAGAAUGAAGAGGAACCCCCUCCAUGUGAAAUCAAGAAACUCCCGUGCUUUGAAGAUGAGAUGGUCCUUGAUUCUUACAUGGAGAAAUAUAGACGCUGGUACCAGGGAUAUAAAAGUGAAAUGAACCAGGCGAUGGGAACCGAUGAAAAUAAUAAUAAGAAGGAAUCAGCCAGUGAAGUCAUCCAGAAAUACAAGCAGGACUUCUAUGGUGCUGCAGGGUUUGAAGACAGCAAUAAAAGCUUUGAAGAGCUCUAUCAACAAGCCUUGGCACUUUACAACAUCGUUUACGAUUAUGCCAUCAUAAAGAACAAAGUUCGUUACUGCGGGUUUGUCUGGAAGGUUGCAGGACCAGUCCUGUGCAAAUUCUACCUUAAGAAAAAGAAGGAGAAGUCAGUCUUCUCUGCUGUUUCAAUGCACAAAGAGCUCUAUGGUUGAACUCUUACUUGUCAUGUUCUAUUCUGGUAAAAAUAAGCAUUCUGUAGUCUUCAUGUCUCAUAAGAUGUGUGUUAAAGCAAAUAUGUAACCAAGUAACCUGACUAAUAGGCUAAGCUAUGUGGUGAAGUGCCUUAUGUAUUAGUUAUAAUCCUUAGAUGUGCCCUCUAAUGUACAUGUUUGUGUGUAUAUUUGCUUAUGAAAUAAAAGAAUAAACAUGUUAAAUAAGA
Messenger RNA from Raphanus sativus (radish), 3176 nucleotides. RefSeq names its product probable RNA-dependent RNA polymerase 3. Gene Ontology annotation, biological process: siRNA processing. Gene Ontology annotation, cellular component: nuclear RNA-directed RNA polymerase complex. The record is from RefSeq and is a predicted model, not a curated record. Gene Ontology annotation, molecular function: RNA-directed RNA polymerase activity. NCBI's taxonomy places the organism in Eukaryota, Viridiplantae, Streptophyta, Magnoliopsida, Brassicales, Brassicaceae.